Molecule: messenger RNA, 2721 nt
Organism: Pyricularia oryzae 70-15
Lineage: Eukaryota; Fungi; Ascomycota; Sordariomycetes; Magnaporthales; Pyriculariaceae
Product: lysosomal cobalamin transporter
Exons: 1
Coding region: 524-2284 (586 amino acids)
Biological process (GO): protein localization to vacuole
Cellular component (GO): vacuolar membrane
Source: RefSeq, a predicted model, not a curated record
GCCUGCCCUUGAAAAGCGCCAAGGACUAACUCAAGAAGUACCCAAGCUUGCUAAGGUACCUCUCAGUGUUAGCAACUCGCAAACACAUCAUUGCGUCACAGACUCGAGCGCUUGCAUGUAGGCCACGGCGCUACCUACCAUCAUCGUGAUCCAACACUCGUUUUCUCACUGUUUACGUUACUUCUUUUCAGGUUGAGCAACUUUUAACAAUCCUUCCUACCCAACGUCCAAUCCAUGCACUAGACUUGGUUGCACUUUUGAGCGUCGGCCGCGUCACCAAGAUUCUCGCUGUCAAACAAACGCUCCCUUCGGUUCGAUCGACUUUCAACAUUAAUCGGCAUUGCCUCCAAGAAAUAAGCUCGCGAGCUUUGAUAACCUACGUCGCGACCAACCGGUUUAUGUACGGAUGGGAAAAACCAACAAUUUCUUCACCCAACUAAGACCGCUCCGUAACUUUCUCAUACUGUCUCGACUUAAAUAACCCGACGCGCAGCCCUAUCUGCCGUCUUAUUCAGCAACCAAGAUGGCACCCUAUCUUCAGACCAGCUUGAUCUGGAUUGCAUACGCCGUAGCUGUCGGCCUGGCGCUCUUCGCUGCCAUCGUCACCACCUUCACAUGGCAGAAGCCACGCGAACGAUCUGCAGUUGUCAAUACAGUUGCAGUGGUCAGCUUGACAUCUCUACUGGCCACCGUUCUGCUCCUUCCUGUCGAUAUCGCGCUCGUAUCCUCGACCGGCUCCGUGCACCUCGGUGUCAACAAAGAAUGGGCAACGCCAGAGCACGUGGCUGGAAUGCUACGCACUCUCCAGAUUGUGUAUUAUUCGCUCUAUAGCCUUGACGCCCUGCUUUGUCUAAUCGUUAUCCCCUUCGCGUAUUUCUGGUACGAGGAAUAUGACGAAGUCGAGGAGGAGGAAGGGACUCGCAGCACCGGGGCCAAGCUCUGGGGGGCUUUCAAGUAUACUUCGGGCUUCAUAAUCCUGGUGCUCAUUCUCUUUUUCGUGGGCUUCUUUGUACCAGCCGCCGGCAAUCAGAAAGGUGGACACUUGGAUCUGGACUAUUUCAAGCGGCUGCUGGCUGCGAACAAGGGAGAGAAGGCUUUGACCUUUGCCGUUGGCUUGCUCGUGUGCCUGGGUACUUUGCUCUAUGUUCUGUACACCAGCUCAGGCCUGGCCUUGCUGCCAAUCUCAUUCAUCAAAUCCGCGCCAUCCAUCUCGGCACCGCAGUUGUCCGAAACUACAGCUUCUGCCCUUGAGAGAAAUCGCGAGCGUCAGCGGCAGCUUGAACUUCGCAAUGGAGGGAACCACGAUGAAAUGCCCAGCAAGGACAGGCGCGAGCUUGAAUCUCUGGUGCGAGAGGAACGCACUCUUGUGCGCCGUGCGCGACUGGCCGCGGAGGCUCAGGGUGAGGGGCGCAGUUGGGUGUAUAGGACAUGGACCAAGAUCUGCGCCGUCUUUCGACCUCUAAAGUUGGUCGGCGGUAUCCUUCUGCUGCUCGUCUCGGUCAUUGUUUGGGUGUCGAUGCUUAUCACGACAAUCGACAAGGCUUCCAACUCGCUCUGUAAAGGUCACUGUGGUUACAUCCUCGGGCAGAUCAAGAUCUUCCAGCCUGUCAACUGGCUCUUCCUCCAGGCAGCGAAGGCGUUCCCUGUGGAUUAUAUCAUCAUGGCAUUUUUGGUGCUCUUCUUUUUCAGCAGCUCCAUCUCAGGCCUUGCAACAGUCGGCAUUCGAUUCCUCUGGGUCCAAAUCUUCCAGAUCAGGCGUGGUAGGACAGCGCCGCAGGCCAUCCUAAUUGCUACGGUUAUGAUGGCCCUCAUAAUACUGGGCAUCAACUACUCCAUUGCGAUGAUGGCUGCCCCUCAGUACUCGAUCUAUGGCACGCAGACUUUCUGCACCGCAGAGCCAACCGCUCACGGCAAGCAGCCCGACUGCUCGGAGCACCCAGAGAUGGUAAGGCCGUGCUCUGAGGGGUUCAAGCAACCUCUGGCCAAGGAUAUCUGCACACCAUCGGUCAUGUCGACCUUCCUCAACCGUGUCACGCUGAACUGGCCGGUUUUUGGUGCCGUUGACUUUUGGGCGCAGGUUGCUUUCCUGGCAGUCUUCCUCAUUGUUCUUGUCACCUCGCUAUUCCGGACGCCUAAGCUCAACAUGAGCGAGUUGGACGAGGAGGCUGAGGCCGACGAGGAGGAGGGUCUGCUUGCAAGCACUGGUCGGAGGUUCGGUGCGACAUGGCAGGACAUCACUGGCAGGUCUGGCCAGGCCUCAAACCAGGAAAAUGGUGAUAACUAGUCAAACACCUGAAGUGAUCUUGAGGGAUUUUCUACUCAUACCAUCAGGAAAUUUUAAACGUGGGAUUGAGUCGCGAAGCACGGCAAGACUGUAUGACAUUUUGGAAUGUGACUUGAUGGAUAUUGCUCUUUCUCUUAUGAUUUCCACCAGCGUCUUUCCCCUAUUAAUAAUCUGUUCAUUGGAGGAGUAGAGGAUGGUACUCCGAUAACGCCUCUCAAUACCCCUGUCAGUUCUUAAGUUUUCUGUUUUGGCAUUCAAGGAAAGGCUGGGAAACGGGGCGUACAGAACCAGGAUUUUUUCAUUUAGCAAAUGUAUUCUCGAUGCUGGGUUUAGGGAUGGGAGCCAUCCUCUUGUGUAAAUUUUAUUGGCUAUUUUUUUUUGCGCGCAAUGAAAUUGAUUUGUGAUGGUAAACAAGUCAUAAACAGCUAGGCCGCAGG